AUGAAGGCAAUACCGCUUGACCACCUCUAAACAAUAGCGGUUAAGUGCCGGUUCUGGCCUGUAAAUGUUUGUCUCGCCAGGAUUGCACUCUCAUUUUGCUGUUUUGUAUUCCAUGGGUAGCUCAUGCUCGCUUACUAUGACCUGUGACUGAUACGCUUUUUACAUAGUACUGUCAAAAAGGAGCAAAGGCGGCGUGACGCUGCGUAGAAUUGACUCAGCAAAUACUAGGUAUUUGUUGCUGUUGGGGAAGCCAUGUGGUUCAUCAAAGCUCCUCCCGGAAGGGUCACUAGAUACCUCUGGGUCGGCGGAGUGCGCGGCAUGUCUGUACGGCAACUCGCCGAGAUCUUUGCCCCGUACGGCAGUCCAACCGUCGUACUACCAGAACCCACACCGCCACCAGAUGCACCUUCCGCUUCCGCUUCUCCUUCCCCUUCCCCCGCACUCCCAACUCAAGGCCCGCUCCAGCCAUCUCCCGCGGAUGCUCCCUCCCCUUCACCUGCCGCGUCCUCCGGAGUCCCCCAACCCUCCUCCUCUGUCUCCCCUCCCAAUCCCCUCCAGCCCAUCUCCUGCCACCACGCCUUCCUGGCUUUCGAGGCGGAAGGCGAUGCCGCGGCGGCGGCGGCAGCGGUGCCGCGGAACGGCCCGUGGGUCGCUGCGGGCGGUCGCAAACUGGUGGUCAACUUCGCGGACGUGCGGCGGGACAAGCGCCCCAUCCCCAGGCCGGUCGCCCUGUCAGCCCCCGAGGCGGGGGUACCGGGCCUGCUGCUGCUGCCCGACUUCAUCACCCGGCAGCAGGAGCAGCAGCUCAUGGCGGCCAUUGACAGGGAGCGGCAGGAGGCGGCAGAGCGGGAGGCGGCGCAGGCGGCGAGGGAGGAGGCAGAGCGGGAGCAGGAGGCGCAGCAGCAGCAGGAGGCAGGGGAAGCAGGAGCAGGCGGCAGUGGCAGUGGCGGCAGUGGGAGAGAAGGAGCAGCAGCAGCAGCAGGAGGGUGUGGUGGUGGCGGUGGUGGCUGGGAGGCGAUGGCGAAGCGGAGGGUGCAGCACUACGGCUUCCGCUUCGACUACGCGACCCGCAACGUGGACCCCAGGCAGCCGCUGGGUCCGCUACCCGGCUGGCUUGGGGAGCUGGUGGGGCGCAUGGAGGGGAUACCGGAGGUCUGCCAGCCCCUGGACCAGUUGACUGUUAACGAGUACCUGCGGGGAGUGGGGCUGUCGCCGCAUGUGGACACACACUCGGCAUUCACAGGCCCCAUCCUGUCCCUCUCCCUGGGCAGUCACACGGUGAUGGAGUUCAGGAGGGGGGAGGCGGUGCGGCCGCUGCUGCUGCCGCCACGCUCGCUGUUGGUGAUGGGGGGGGAGGCGAGAUACGCGUGGCAGCACUACAUUCCCCACCGAGUGGCGGAUGUGGUGGGGGGGCAGCUGCUACCCCGCAGCCGCCGACUGUCACUCACGUUUAGAAAGGUUCGCGGCUACCCCUGCGACUGCCCCUACCCCGACUGCUGCGAUAGUCAGCAGGCGGUGCUGCCACCCACUCGCAUCUCCCUCCUCAGACCAACACCCUCCUCCUCCGCCUCUGCCUCCUCGUUGGCCUCCUCCUCCGCCCCCUCGUCUUCAACCGCCGCUACCGCCCCCGCUGCGGCGACGACCACCAACGACACCUCGGACCUCCCAACCCCGCAGCAACACCAGCAGCAGCAGCCACACUUGCUGCCUCACCAGCGGCCGCCGCCGCCGCAGCAGCAGCAGGCACGGGAGCUGGUUGAUAAGGCAGCAACAGCAGCAACAGCAAGAGCGGCAGCUGAUGGUUGUGAUGCUUGCUGUGGGGAAGGGACAGCAGGGGGGGCACAAGAAAGAGGAGGAGGAGGAAGAGGAGGAGACGGGGGCGAAGACGAGGAGUCACGACUGGCUGCUUUGGAAGCGGAGUACGUACACAAGGUGUAUGACGCGAUCGCACCGCACUUCAGUGCCACUCGCUUCGCCAUCUGGCCCCGCGUACGCUCCUUCAUCGAAUCGCUCCCCCCCGGUGGCGUGGUAGCCGACGUGGGUUGCGGCAACGGCAAAUACUUUGGUGUACGGCGAGACCUCGCCGUACUAGGCAGCGACAUCAGCUCCGGCCUAGCAGCAGUAGCCGCUCAGCGCCUGCACCCCCCCGGCCUCCCCCCCUCCGCAGCUCCCCCCGCCGCCGACGCUCUCAUCGCCGACGCCCUCCGCUUGCCGUACCGUCCCGGCAGCUGUGAUGCAGUACUUUGCAUUGCCGUACUGCACCAUCUGAGCAGUGCCGUACGACGGGUGAGGUUGCUACGGCAGCUGCUACGGGUGCUGCGGCCUGGUGGGGGGAGGGCACUGGUGACGGUGUGGGCUACGGAGCAGGAGGAUCCGGCGAAGACGCUCGCAAAGUGGACUCGUAUUGCUGCUCCUGGUGGCGUUGAUGGG
Astrephomene gubernaculifera is the source of this 2430-nucleotide messenger RNA. The record is from the annotation of a GenBank genome assembly. Lineage: Eukaryota; Viridiplantae; Chlorophyta; Chlorophyceae; Chlamydomonadales; Astrephomenaceae.